This is a messenger RNA of Anthostomella pinea, 1392 nucleotides long. Lineage: Eukaryota; Fungi; Ascomycota; Sordariomycetes; Xylariales; Xylariaceae. The record is from the annotation of a GenBank genome assembly.
AUGGCCUCUUCCAAGGAGAUGCAAACAUCUACGAGACCAUUGACCCAACACCGGCAGUCCAUUUCCACGGCCCCGACGACGUCCUCCUUGUCCGCCGCCCGACAGUCGUCCCACUCGCGUAACAACUCGCACUCCGCUUUGUCCGUCGCCCAUAAUGCCACCCACCGCGUAACACGCCGCAAGAGCAUGACCAACACUACCGCCAAUAUUGCCGCCGUCGCCGCUGCCCUCCAGGAGGCCGGCGACCAGGUUACUGCUCUGCCCAUCGCCGUCAGCUCCCGUCGUGGUACCAUGUCCAAGUCGGCCGGCGCCCGGUCCGCCAUCGUGGGCAGCCUGCCAUCCCCGCCUGCCAGCUUGCCAACACACAGAUUUGCGAUGCACCCGAAACCGGUGGGCCAGGAGAGCGCGAUCGACGACUCCUCCAAUGACAUGUCAGCCGAUGAAGGCGAGGGUGGGCUUCAAAAGGCUCGGGUUCGACGGGCUAGUGACGGCCAACCCCUGACCAAGGAUGGCAAGAAGAGCAACCGUGCCGAACUGCGCUGUGAUAAGUGUGGCAAAGGAUACAAGCAUAGCAGCUGCUUGACCAAGCAUUUGUGGGAACAUACUCCCGAGUGGUCCUACACGUCCAAGUUACUUAUAUCCAAGCACCAACAAGUACAGCUGCUGGAAGCGGCCUCGGUUCUUGUGACCAUGAACAUCCACGAGGACGGCACUCAAGACUCGACCACGCCGCCAGACUCGACCAAAGACUUUGGCAGCGAAGGGGAGUCGGCGUCCCCGGCCGCUUCGGGCUUUUCGGAGUACCAAGGUGGACGCAGCUCGGUUGAUACGACCCCGCCGCCGCAGGUCGAGGGCUUUGCUGUCGGUGCUCCAGCCUACCGAGAUGCACCGAAACGGUACAGUGGUAGUAGUUACUCACGAUCAUACCAAUCGGCGGCCUCGGGCUCGUUCUUUCCCACCAGCGUACCGAGCAGACCCGGACUUGGCCACAACCGCCACAGUAGCUCAGACCGCCGCCCCCCAUCGUCUGGAGUAAACAGCAGUGGCCAGGAGGACCGUGACCUUGCUGCAGCGGUCGAGCUGCUUAGCUGCAGCUUCGGCAGCAACGGGGGGACGCGAGACUCUCGUCUACCGGACGACGCACCCCCCGUCCCACCGUUGCCCGCCCAAUACCUUGACCAAGCAGCCUUUGCCAGCACUAGCUUCAUCAACAGCUUCCCAACCCGUCAGAUGCCGGAGAGCUUCACCCGCGGGGAGUCCCGUCACUCGGAAGACGUGAAGAUGGAAGACAGCGAUGGCAGCAUGGUGGACGAAGAGGAGGAGUUCCGACGCUCGAGGGUGCGAAGCAGCGAGGAAGACGACGAUAUGAUGUUCGGUCGCAUGGAGGAAUGA